Messenger RNA from Actinia tenebrosa (Australian red waratah sea anemone), 792 nucleotides. RefSeq lists its product as uncharacterized. The record is from RefSeq and is a predicted model, not a curated record. Lineage: Eukaryota; Metazoa; Cnidaria; Anthozoa; Actiniaria; Actiniidae.
UAUGUGUAGAUACGACACGAAGUUUCUUCAAGUUCAAGGAAAUUUGUCCUCCUUCUCAAAGAAAGAAUUUCUGGUUUCAAUCUCUUGAAAAUUGGAACACUUUUUCAGUCAAAUAAUGAAGACAUUGUUUCUUGCGGUUCUUCUUGCUAUUUUGGCAAGUUCAGAAUCUAAAGAUCUCUUUUGUUGGCUGUGCGCUCAAGGCAGUGGUUCUUCUUUCGAAGAUUGUAACACGAGAAACGUAGUUCAGAACUGUUCAAAACCCGAGUAUCAAGUAAAAGGAGAAAAACCUCUUGAUCGAUGUGCUUACUUCUCCUACUAUUCCUUGACGGAAAAAAAGAGAAUCUACGCCAAAAGCUGCACAGUCUCUUCUUUCUGCACUCCAGACGGAGAGAAAUUUUGUAAAAACGUCCGUGGAGGUGCUACGCAAUGUCAGGUUGAAUGCUGCCCUGACGAAAAGUGUAACGAUCAAGAGYAGUUCAAAGAAGUGAAAAAUUGGACGGUACCAUCUUUGCCUUCCACCCCUGACGACAAAUACUGGUGCGACUGGAAAGAGACAAACACCGGGGUUUCUAUUGUCAGUGGUGCUAUGGCAUUUGCAGCAUGCGCACUGGCAGGGAUACUCAUUUACUAGACACGCCGCGCAUCCUCGUAUAGUCAUUCAGUAUGCAAAAUAGGCUGUCAAAAACGUCUGUAGUAUUGUAAAAAUAAUGAAGAUUUAACUUUCAAACUUGUAUGACAAAUGAACUUAUUACAAAAUGACAAAACAUUAAUUAAAUCUUAAAUUCAACUUCA